CCACCACCAGCGGCGGCAACUGAAGCAGGGCAGUGGACGCAGAGGGCGCUGCGGAGCCAGGAUCUGUCUUCUCGGCGGCUUCCGUGGGAGAAGUGGAUUUCAGGCUUCCCGUUGAGUGAAAGAAUCGGCUCAAAACUGCUUGCCUCCCAGGGGCUGGGCCGGCUGCAGGAAGACUGCCCGAUGCAGCCUUCCGCCGAGACAUUGCAGGGCAGGCAGGGGAAGCCCGUCUACAGGGCCCGACCGGGAGCGCGAGCCCGCCGCCGCAGUUCCCCGGCGUCUGCGGGCGCGAGCACGCCGCGACCUCGCCGUGAGGCGGGGCUGGGGCGGGGCCUCGCCUGCACUAAAGAGGCCGAGGGGGCGGGGUGGCCACAAUUUCGCGCCAAACUCCAAACGGUAUUCGGGUGUAGCUGGCGAACUGGGAGGGAUCACUGCUACUGUGAUGGUUCGUCCGCUAAACUGCAUCGUUGCGGUGUCCCAGAACAUGGGCAUCGGAAAGAAUGGGGAUCUGCCCUGGCCUCCGCUCAGGAAUGAAUUCAAGUAUUUCCAAAGAAUGACCACGACCCCUUCAGUAGAAGGUAAACAGAAUCUGGUGAUUAUGGGUAGGAAGACCUGGUUCUCUAUUCCUGAGAAGAAUCGACCUUUAAAGGACAGAAUUAAUAUAGUUCUCAGUAGAGAUCUCAAGGAACUUCCACAAGGAGCUCAUUUUCUUGCCAACAGUCUGAACGAUGCCUUAAAACUUACUGAGCAGCCAGAAUUAGCAAGUAAAGUAGACAUGGUUUGGAUAGUAGGAGGCAGUUCUGUUUAUAAGGAAGCCAUGAAUCAACCAGGUCAUAUUAAACUGUUUGUGACAAGAAUCAUGCAGGAAUUUGAAAGUGACACAUUUUUUCCAGAAAUUGAUUUGGAGAAAUAUAAACUUCUUCCAGAAUACCCAGGUGUUCUUUCUGAGGUCCAGGAGGAGAAAGGCAUUAAGUACAAAUUUGAAGUAUAUGAAAAAAAUGAUUAAUGUGAAGACGUUUUCUGAUUUAUUUCAAGUUAUCCCUCCCUCUGAAAAAUUAUAUAUUUCUACCUUAGAAUAAAAGACUUGUGUUAACUUUA
Molecule: messenger RNA, 1095 nt
Organism: Sciurus carolinensis (gray squirrel)
Lineage: Eukaryota; Metazoa; Chordata; Mammalia; Rodentia; Sciuridae
Gene: Dhfr
Product: dihydrofolate reductase
Exons: 6
Coding region: 440-1003 (187 amino acids)
Biological process (GO): glycine biosynthetic process; tetrahydrofolate biosynthetic process; dihydrofolate metabolic process
Cellular component (GO): mitochondrion
Molecular function (GO): dihydrofolate reductase activity; NADP binding
Source: RefSeq, a predicted model, not a curated record